AUGAAUCUUGUUGUGAAGGUUCGAAGAAGCUUUCGAACACUGAUCCUUCUCUUAGCCACAUUCUGCUUGGUGAGCAUUGUCAUUUCUGCUUAUUUUCUCUACUCGGGCUACAAACAAGAGGUGACACUGACUGAAACCACCGCAGGGGCAGAAUGCUCUGACCCCAAACUUCUACCCUAUCGGUCAGUGGAAUUGAAGACAGUCAAACCUAUUGAUACAUCGAAGACAGACCCAACAGUUCUCUUAUUUGUGGAGAGCCAAUACUCUCAGCUUGGUCAAGAUAUCAUAGCCAUCUUGGAGUCCAGCAGAUUUCAGUAUCAUAUGGUCAUUGCUCCAGGCAAGGGAGACAUACCUCCUCUUACAGACAAUGGCAGAGGGAAAUAUACUUUGGUUAUCUAUGAAAACAUUUUGAAGUAUGUUACCAUGGACUCAUGGAAUCGAGAGCUUUUGGAAAAAUACUGUGUGGAGUACAGUGUUAGCAUAAUUGGUUUUCAUAAAGCCAAUGAAAAUAGCUUACCGAGUACAAAGUUAAAGGGCUUUCCCCUGAACCUUUAUAAUAACAUGGCCCUAAAGGAUUGCUUUGUAAACGCUCAGUCUCCUUUGUUGCAUAUUACCAAAGCACCAAGGGUUGAGAAAGGCCCUCUGCCUGGUGAAGACUGGACUAUUUUCCAAUUUAAUCAUUCAACCUACCAACCUGUUCUCUUAACGGAGUUACAGAUUUCGAAGCCCCUUGCAGCUCCCUUGUCCAAUACCAAUCUAUAUGCUACAGUGAUUCAAGAUUUGGGGCUUCACGAUGGGAUUCAGCGUGUCCUUUUUGGAAACAACUUGAACUUCUGGCUGCACAAACUCAUCUUCAUAGACGCCAUCUCUUUCCUGUCAGGGAAGAAGCUCACAUUGUCCUUGGACAGAUAUAUCCUCGUGGACAUUGAUGAUAUCUUUGUUGGCAAGGAAGGAACAAGAAUGAAUGUGAAGGAUGUGAAGGCAUUACUAGAGACUCAAAAUUUACUGCGCACUCAGGUUGCAAAUUUUACCUUCAACCUUGGAUUUUCAGGGAAGUUUUACCACACAGGAACAGAAGAGGAAGAUGAAGGGGAUGAUCUCUUGCUGGGGUCUGUGGAUGAGUUCUGGUGGUUUCCUCACAUGUGGAGUCACAUGCAGCCCCAUCUCUUCCACAAUGAAUCAUCCCUGGUGGAGCAGAUGAUCCUCAACAAGGAGUUUGCACUAGAGCAUGGAAUUCCUAUCAACUUGGGCUAUGCAGUGGCCCCACACCACUCAGGGGUCUACCCAGUCCAUAUACAGCUUUAUGAAGCUUGGAAAAAAGUCUGGGGUAUCCAGGUCACAAGCACAGAAGAGUAUCCACAUCUUAAACCUGCACGGUAUAGACGGGGCUUCAUCCACAAUGGCAUCAUGGUGCUCCCUCGACAGACGUGUGGAUUAUUCACCCACACAAUUUUCUAUAAGGAAUACCCAGGAGGUCCUCAGGAAUUGGACAAAAGUAUCCAAGGAGGGGAACUUUUUCUCACUAUCCUUCUGAAUCCCAUCAGCAUAUUCAUGACCCAUUUGUCCAACUACGGGAACGACCGCCUGGGGUUAUAUACCUUUGUGAACUUGGCCAACUUUGUGCAAAGCUGGACUAACCUGAGACUACAGACUCUGCCUCCAGUGCAGCUGGCUCACAAGUACUUUGAGCUCUUCCCAGAGCAGAAAGAUCCUCUCUGGCAGAAUCCAUGUGAUGAUAAACGACACAGGGACAUCUGGUCCAGAGACAAAACCUGUGACCAUUUGCCAAAAUUUCUUGUGAUUGGACCUCAGAAAACAGGGACAACUGCACUUUAUUUAUUUCUACUUAUGCAUCCUUCCAUCAUCAGCAAUCUCCCCAGUCCAAAAACAUUUGAAGAAGUUCAGUUCUUUAAUGGAAACAACUAUCAGAAGGGAAUUGACUGGUACAUGGAUUUUUUCCCCAUCCCCUCCAACAUUACCAAUGAUUUUCUAUUUGAAAAAAGCGCCAACUACUUCCAUUCAGAGGAAGCUCCCAGACGAGCUGCAUCUCUGGUUCCCAAGGCCAAGAUCAUCACCAUUCUCAUUGACCCCUCAGACCGAGCAUACUCCUGGUACCAGUUGCUAAUUAUUGACGGGCAACAGUUGCGAUCUGACCCAGCUACUGUGAUGGAUGAAGUGCAGAAGUUUCUAGGAGUUACCCCUCAUUAUAAUUACUCAGAAGCUUUAACAUUUGACCCUCAAAAGGGCUUUUGGUGUCAGCUUCUAGAAGGAGGAAAAACCAAAUGUCUUGGGAAAAGUAAAGGCCGAAAAUAUCCUCCAAUGGACCUAGAGUCUAGAGCAUUCCUCUCCAGUUACUACAGAGAUCAUAAUGUGGAAUUAUCCAAACUUCUUCACAGACUGGGGCAACCUCUGCCAUCGUGGUUGAGACAGGAACUGCAGAAAGUAAGAUAGCACUGGAAAGAAGGACCUUAGCCUCAUAUGACAAUUACCUUUAUUAUCAAGACUAAAAAACAAUCUACACCUUAUACUUCCUCAAUGCACUCGUGAUUGUCAGUAGAGGACUUUGUGAAUAAUUUUCUCUAUAUCUUUGUGAAAAGAAGAGUCAAGAAGAAAUAUGAAAAGAAGAGAAAAGAGACAAAAAGAAAAUACAUUAUAUAUGCACACACUGAUAAUUACUAGCAUUGAUCAAUUUCUAUAUCAACUUUUGGGAAACAAUUCAAAGUUAUGUGGCAUUAUUCAAUAUCCAAUCUGGGACUCAUGAGAUAGUUCAGUUUCUCUGUUAACCAGAAAAUUCCCAGAACUGAAUGUACAAUUGGUAGCCUUCAUCAUUUUUGAGGGUCCAAUUACAAUCUGUCAGGUUGGGAGCAAGGGCUCAAAAUGUCUAUCAAUUCAUUUUGAGGUUGAGAGUAACCCAAUGUCUGAAUUCAAUGGUUCACUGUUUAUUUUCUUUCAUGUUGUAUAAUUUUGAUAUAAUUAUAAGAAAGAGCAUCUUCCCACACUCUAUUUGUGUAUU
Messenger RNA from Gracilinanus agilis (Agile Gracile Mouse Opossum), 3013 nucleotides. Its product is annotated as bifunctional heparan sulfate N-deacetylase/N-sulfotransferase 4. Gene Ontology annotation, cellular component: Golgi apparatus. The transcript is spliced from 12 exons. The record is from RefSeq and is a predicted model, not a curated record. Bases 1 to 2451 code for a protein of 816 amino acids. Gene Ontology annotation, molecular function: heparan sulfate N-sulfotransferase activity; deacetylase activity. NCBI's taxonomy places the organism in Eukaryota, Metazoa, Chordata, Mammalia, Didelphimorphia, Didelphidae.